ACCCCCAACGGUCUAAACCAACGAUUGUUUCACAACUCGCCGCAGGCUCUCGUAGACGGUACUUUGUAGUAUUUACGCCUUUGUAGCCACCAGCCAUCAGUAAGUAAAGAGUAUAGAUAAAACUGUCGUGUUUGCUAGUUUGAGCGUAAAAAUAUACCAAAAUGAGCGAGCCGGCGUUUAGUGAAAUGGAGGUAGAAGAAAGCAACGUUGUUAGCGCGAUGGAUACAACCCCAGUCACAAGUAACGUGAAGAGCGUGAUGGCCUCGUCUGGGACUGUCGGCUCAGUGUCAAUCAGUUUGCAUCCCCUCGUCAUAAUGAAUGUUAGUGAACAUUGGACGAGACUCAGGGCACAGGAAGGCUCUGAUCAACUGGUUUACGGAGCACUGAUCGGUAAACAGAAGGGACGCAACAUAGAGAUAAUGAAUUCUUUCGAGCUCUUGUUUACAACUAUCGGUGACGAUGUUGUCAUUGAUCGAGAUUACUACAAUACGAAAGAAGAACAGUUCAAGCAGGUGUUUAGUGAAAUGGAUUUUCUCGGGUGGUACACAACAGGAGAUGCCCCAACAGACAGAGACAUCAGGGUACACAAACAGCUAUGCGAAAUUAACGAAUGUCCUGUGCUACUUAAGUUAGACCCGAGGUGUAAACAUACAGAACAAUUAUCUGUUGCAAUGUACGAGUCUGUGAUCGAUUUGGUAAAUGGCGAAGCCACCAUGCUAUUUGUGCCAUUAACAUAUACAUUAGCAACGGAAGAAGCCGAAAGAAUUGGAGUCGAUCAUGUAGCAAGAAUGUGCACUAACGAUCAGGCCGAAAGUUCAUUGGUGGCAGAACAUUUAACUGCACAACACAGUGCAAUUAAGAUGCUGAAUUCAAGGGUUAAACUUGUUUUGAGAUACGUUGAAGCCGUUCAAAGCGGGGAAUUGAAAGGGAACCACGAAGUAUUGCGAGCUGCAUGCUCACUGGGACAUCGAUUACCUGUUUUAAAUAGUGCAAACUUUCGAGCAGACUUUUAUAACCAAUGCAACGAUUUUGGUCUAGUGACGUAUCUUGGAAUAAUAACAAAAGGAUGCAACGAUAUAAAUCAAUUUACGAACAAAUUCAACAUUUUAUACGACCGACAAGGAAUGGGCCGUCGCUUGCGAUCUCUCUUCUUUUAACAAAUAAUUAAAUAACUCUUUUUUCUACUUCGAUUUAUAGUUUCAACUUAAACUCAUAAGCUAUUAACACUCAACCUCAGCAUUGCGAUACGCAACAGCCCAUAAAUCUUGUCAUUGCUUAGAGACCCCCUUUAAUAAUUCAACAUUUACAAUAUAUAAGUAAAUGCAAUAAUGAUGAGACACCAUGCGCAGAUCGUUCAUUCAUGAUAAACAACUGCAGUAACCCUGUACAGGAAAGAUGUAAUGUGAUAUAACUGUUAAAUAAAACUAUUCGAAUAUUUAUACUUA
Messenger RNA from Neodiprion fabricii, 1445 nucleotides. RefSeq names its product COP9 signalosome complex subunit 6 (gene CSN6). The coding region runs from base 162 to 1157 and encodes 331 amino acids. The record is from RefSeq and is a predicted model, not a curated record. Gene Ontology annotation, molecular function: protein binding; metallopeptidase activity. Gene Ontology annotation, biological process: protein deneddylation. Lineage: Eukaryota; Metazoa; Arthropoda; Insecta; Hymenoptera; Diprionidae. Gene Ontology annotation, cellular component: COP9 signalosome. The transcript has 5 exons.